UUUUAAUUAAUGGGAAAAUGGUCCUCAAUACACCGAUUAGACCUCUUCAGGUACAACAAGAUAAAAGCCUGAUAAUUUGGAUGGAGUACUCUUCUUAAAUGUCUACUCUGUGCACGGCAGCCAAUGGGAAAGCCAGGCUCUCUCCCACCUGAUCCAAUGAGUAAUUAAGAGAGGGCUUUUUCUUCCCUACCUCUCCCCUCCCUCCACCCCGCUCCCCAACUAAAGCUUAACAGGUUGGUGGUAUAAUGUGGAGACUUUUAAGGGGUGCCAUCCUAGGAGCUUAGGCAAGAGCCAGGGUGUCUUCUCUGCACUCCUCCAAGCCCUGUUCAAGUGGGUUUGAAAAGCAGGCAAGUGAGGGAAGGAAGAAACUAGAAGCAGGCAAGGUAGGUAACGGCUCUCGGCAAAGUUCGAGAAGUGCCUAUGGCCAUGAGUGAGCUGGGCACUCGGAAGCCCAGCGAUGGCACUGUUUCUCAUCUGCUCAAUGUGGUGGAGAGCGAGCUUCAGGCAGGGAGGGAAAAAGGCGACCCUACGGAGAAGCAACUUCAGAUCAUCCUGGAGGAUGCACCUCUCUGGCAGAGAUUCAAGGAAGUCACUAAUGAGAUGAUUGUGACCAAGAAUGGCAGACGGAUGUUUCCAGUCCUCAAGAUUAGUGUCACAGGGUUGGACCCCAAUGCCAUGUACUCCCUCCUGCUGGACUUUGUCCCUACGGACAGUCACCGCUGGAAGUAUGUCAAUGGGGAAUGGGUGCCCGCUGGCAAGCCAGAGGUCUCCAGCCACAGCUGCGUCUACAUUCACCCGGACUCCCCCAACUUUGGGGCCCACUGGAUGAAAGCUCCCAUCUCCUUCAGCAAAGUGAAGCUGACCAACAAGCUCAAUGGAGGCGGGCAGAUAAUGUUGAAUUCUCUGCAUAAGUAUGAACCCCAGGUUCACAUAGUGCGUGUUGGAAGUGCCCAUCGAAUGGUAAUGAACUGCUCCUUCCCUGAAACCCAGUUCAUAGCCGUGACUGCCUAUCAGAAUGAGGAGAUAACAGCUCUCAAAAUCAAGUACAAUCCUUUUGCCAAAGCCUUCUUGGAUGCCAAGGAAAGAAAUCACCUAAGAGACGUACCGGAGGCUCUCUCUGAAAGCCAGCAUGUGACCUGUUCUCACUUGGGAGGCUGGAUCUUUUCCAAUCCGGAAGGAGUGUGCACAGCAGGAAACUCCAAUUACCAGUAUGCCACUCCUCUGCCUCUGCCUGCUCCCCACACCCACCAUGGCUGUGAGCACUAUUCGGGCCUCCGAGGACACCGGCAGGCUCCCUACCCUUCUGCAUACAUGCAUAGAAACCAUUCUCCCUCAGUGAAUUUGAUAGAAAGCUCAAGCAAUAAUCUGCAAGUUUUCUCGGGACCUGACAGCUGGACAUCCUUAUCCUCCACACCUCAUGCCAGCAUCCUGUCUGUACCCCACACCAACGGACCAAUCAAUCCAGGUCCCAGCCCCUAUCCGUGCCUGUGGACCAUCAGCAAUAGUGCCGGGGGCCCCACUGGGCCAGGCCCGGAGGUGCAUGCCAGCGCCCCAGGAGCAUUUCUCCUCGGAAACCCAGCUGUGACUUCACCCCCGUCUGUGCUCUCCACCCAAGCACCCACUUCGGCUGGUGUGGAGGUUCUGGGGGAGCCCUCGCUAACCAGCAUUGCUGUGUCCACCUGGACAGCAGUGGCCUCGCAUCCCUUUGCGGGCUGGGGUGGCCCAGGAGCGGGUGGGCACCAUUCUCCUUCCUCAUUGGAUGGUUAAGCAGGAUCCUAGGAGCCUCUAUCCACAGAGAUCCUUCUAUGUGUAGAGCGCUUAGAAACCCCAUCUACUGAUCUAGUGAGUCAGACUGUGGAAUCUCCCUUCCCACUAGCUGGAGGCGGAGGUGAGUUAUUACAGAAGUCAUACUGGGAAAGGGUUCAGUUUGGAUGAUGCUAGUUAUGUCAAUUGCAUCUCUCCACCAUUUUCUUCUGCACUCCCAUUUUCUUUGCAGCUUAUUCUUGCCAUGCUUAGGUGACAGAAGUUUGUGAAGUACCAUCCUUGUGCUCUGCCCCUUACUCUCAAAUCGUUCUGGAAAGCCUCACUUCCUUUUCUGUGGAGAAGGUGCAAAGCUGUUAAAUGAGCCCAAAGUUUACCUAGCUAAGGCCACUGCUUCCUGCUUUGUGCAGCCUGGAAAGUAUGUGUGGUUACGGGGCUCAGGUUUGCACUUCUGCUUUGAGACCAGGCAUGAGUGUAAGCCAUAGAGUAAAGUUAACAAAAAGAAUAAAGCUAAUCAUGUAUUACUCACAGCAGUGUGCCCAGACUUGUGGAAAUGAAGUCGUGUCACUCCUCUGCUCACAAACCUUCAAUGGUUCACCAUUACCAAUGGAAUGAAGUUAGAUCUCCUCACUAUAGCUGGGUGUGGUAGCUUAAGCCCAUAAUCUCAGCCCUUUUGGAGGCCAAGGUAGGAGGAUUGUGUGAGGUCAGGAGUCUGAGACCAGCCUGUGCAACAAAGUGAGAGCCUGUCUCUACAAAAAACACACAUGCACACAAAAUUAUCUGGGUGUGGUGGCAUGUGCCUGUAGUCCCAGCUACUUGGAGGAGGAUCACUUGAUCUCAGGAGGCUGAGGCUGUAGUGAACUAUGAUUGUGGCAUUGCACUCCAGCCUGGGCGGUAGAUCAAGACUUUGUCUCAUU
Messenger RNA from Cercocebus atys (sooty mangabey), 2678 nucleotides. It is a transcript of the gene TBX19, whose product is annotated as T-box 19. The transcript is spliced from 8 exons. The record is from RefSeq and is a predicted model, not a curated record. Lineage: Eukaryota; Metazoa; Chordata; Mammalia; Primates; Cercopithecidae. Gene Ontology annotation, biological process: cell fate specification; positive regulation of DNA-templated transcription; heart morphogenesis. Gene Ontology annotation, molecular function: RNA polymerase II cis-regulatory region sequence-specific DNA binding; DNA-binding transcription factor activity, RNA polymerase II-specific. Gene Ontology annotation, cellular component: nucleus. Bases 421 to 1767 code for a protein of 448 amino acids.